AUGGAUCCCUUGAUAGAGUUUGUUGAGGAUGACGAAGCCUUGGUUAGUACUACCAAGAUUAUACCCGCUCCAGCUCCACCACCCCACUUACCGCCGACGAGGACAACAACUGGACGACUGGUCGUCGUUGACCUCAACUGGUACCAUAGCUCCGGCGACUUUACCAAGCGACUCUCCCUUCUUUUCAUUGUCCCUAAGGCGCCGAUCAGUUCACCAAGCCAACCCCUCGCCGGAGCACACGCCAUCCACGACUGGUCCUAUCCCAGCACCACCACCAACAGCCACGCCACCACCCCAACCACCGAAGGGCCUACUAGAAACGAAUUAUACAAUAUUAACGAGCCCUCAUCCGCAUCCCGGCGGCUCAUCCAUCUCCUCAUUGCAGCCGCCGAAGCUAUCUCCGGCGACCAGAAGAGCCCUCAUCUCGCAAGGGUGAUAUUGGUUCGGCUCAGAGAAAUAAUCCCCACCGAUCACGCAUCUGCUUCCGGCAUCGAACGUCUCGCCUCACACUUCACAGAAGCCCUUCUCGCUCUCCUCGACAACCCCCACCAACCCGCCACCCCCACCGGCGAAGUCCUCAUCGCCUUCAAAUUGCUCCACGACAUGUCCCCCUGCGUCAGUUUCGGCCACCUCACCGCAAACCAAGCUAUUCUUGAAGCCAUCGCCGGCGAACGCCGCGUCCACAUUCUCGAUUACAAUAUCGGCGAAGGCGUCCAAUGGGCGUCUCUGAUUCAAGCGCUGAUUUCAAAAAGCAGCCCAGCGGCGCCGCAUCUGAGGAUCACGGCACUGACUAACGGAAUCAAGGGAUCUGCUUCGGGAGCGCAGGAGGUCGGCCGGAGACUCUCCGCCUUCGCCGCAUCAGUCGGCCAGCCGUUCUCCUUCCGUAUCUGCCGCCUUGACCAUACCAAGAGGUUUACGCCGGCGGCCAUCAAGGUGGUCAAAGGAGAAGCUUUAGUGGUCAAUUGCGUCCUCCAACCAGCGCAGCUCAGUUCCUCAGCGUCGCUUACCUCAUUCUUAACCGGCGCCGCAGCGCUCGGCCCCCGGAUUUUAACCAUUAUCGAGGAGGAAAGCUCCCCAUCCGUCGCUCGAGCGGAAAGGGGGUUUGUGAGCGAGUUCAUGGAUGAGGUGGAGCGUUAUAUGGCUAUAUGGGAAUCCCUUGAGACUGGGUUUCCGAUGCAGGGGAGGGUGAGGGAGAUGGUGGAGCGGGUAAUUUUGAGGCCGAGGAUUGCGGAGGCUGUAGCGAGAGCAUAUGGGAGGCAGGAUGGCGGCGAGGUGGCGGUGGAGAGGUGUGGCGACUGGAUGGCAGCGGUGGGGUUUGAGAGAUUGGAGCUGAGUUCUUUUAACGUUUGUCAGGCUCAGCUUCUGAUUGGUUUAUUCAAUGAUGGGUUCUGCGUCGAUAAAGAUUCGCCGAAUAAGCUCGCGCUGAGGUGGAAGUCGCGCCGGCUAUUGUCCGCCUCUGUUUGGGGUCUUCCUCCGCCGCCUCGCACGUCAGGCUUCACUCCUUUUAGGAGAGAACAGCGAAAUUAA
Molecule: messenger RNA, 1527 nt
Organism: Dendrobium catenatum
Lineage: Eukaryota; Viridiplantae; Streptophyta; Magnoliopsida; Asparagales; Orchidaceae
Product: nodulation-signaling pathway 2 protein-like
Exons: 2
Coding region: 1-1527 (508 amino acids)
Biological process (GO): regulation of DNA-templated transcription
Cellular component (GO): nucleus
Molecular function (GO): DNA-binding transcription factor activity; sequence-specific DNA binding
Source: RefSeq, a predicted model, not a curated record